AUGUACUGCGAGAAACAUUUCAAAGAAAAGACAUUUACACCCUCCGACAUUUAUCGUGUGGGGGAACGAUUUUCGCCAUUCUGGCCAGAAGAACCUGCAGUCUGGUUUGCGCAAAUAGAAGGAAGUUUUGCACUCUCAGGUGUCAAAUAUAAUUACGUCCGUGGCCAACUCGAAAACCGUUACGCUGCUGACGUGAAAGACAUUUUAAUUCAUCCUACACCAAGUGGCAAAUACGAAAAGCUAAAAAGCGAGCUUAUUAAAAGAUUAUCAGCGUCGCGUGAAAAAGAACUAACCCAAUUGCUGAUGCAGGAGGAAUUACGAGACAGGCGACCAUCGGCGUUUCUUCGGCAGCUGCAACAUCUAGCAGGCCCAAGCAUACCGGACGAUUUCAUAAAGACCGUGUGGACUAGACGCUUACCGGGCAACAUAAAAAUAGUCGUAGCAUCGCAGCCAGAGUCGUCACUUUCAGCACUCGCAGAUCUGGCUGAUAAUGUGCAAGACCUUGUACCACCAGCGCCACAAGUGGCCGCCACGGGCGCGGUCCCCAAUUCAAUGAUCGAGAAAUUGUCAAAAGAGAUUGCAGAGCUCAGGGGCCAAAAGCAGGACCUCUCUGCAAGAUAUUCUAGAUCCAGGACGAGGUAA
Messenger RNA from Pieris macdunnoughi, 642 nucleotides. Lineage: Eukaryota; Metazoa; Arthropoda; Insecta; Lepidoptera; Pieridae. The record is from the annotation of a GenBank genome assembly.